AAAGUGACUGAGGGUGGAAAAGCUGCGGGGUCUCCGGGUUCUUUACCUCUUGGAUUGCUGGACCAGUGUGAUGGUGCUGCUCCUUCAGCAGAGCGGAGCCUCUGCGCUCCAAGCUGCGCUUUUUCUCCUCAUCCAUCUGCUGGAGCCAAGCGGGCUGCGCGCCUUUAACCUGGACACCAGUCAUGUCAUCAGGAGACACGGGGAGCCGGGGACACUCUUCGGCUUUUCUCUCGCUUUCCACCAGCAAAUCAACCCCAAUAAAGUUCUGUUGUUGAUCGGUUCCCCCAGAGCCAGAGCUUUAAAAAACCAAAAGUCCAAUAUUACUGGAGGCCUUUUCAAAUGUGAUGUCAGCAAGUCCAAAAACUGUGAACGUGUCGAAUUCGAUAACGAUGAGGACCCAGCACAAGAGAUUAAAGAAGACCAAUGGAUGGGUGUGUCUGUGCAGAGUCAGGGACCUGGGGGAAAGGUUGUGACAUGUGCUCACCGAUAUCAAAAGCGCCUCGCAGGAUCCCAUUCUGUCCUAGGGCGAUGUUACUUUUUUAGUCAGGAUUUGACCAUUAACAAGUCCGCUGAUAUGGACGGUGGUGACUGGAAAAUCUGUGAGGGCAGGGGACGACCUGACCAUACAUCCCUUGGAGUCUGUCAGCAGGGUGUGGAAACCACCUUCACCAAUGACUACCAUUAUGUGGUGUUUGGAGCCCCAGGAGCUUACAACUGGAAAGGGAUCGUGCAAGUGGCGCAACAAAACAUGACUCUGAUUGAGAGGGAGAUAUAUAAUGAUGGCCCAUAUGAGACUAAGGAAAAUAUAAAUAUAUCAGCCAACAGCUACCUUGGGUUCUCUCUGGACACGGGUCACCACAUCAUGAAGAGCCGCAACCUGACUGUGGUGGCUGGAGCACCGAGAGCGUUGCACAAAGGAAUAGUAGCCCUGAUGAAGAAGGACGCUUCACAACUUGUGGUUGAGCAGGUUCUGUAUGGUCCUGGACUGGGGUCGUCAUUUGGAUACGAUGUGGCUGUGGUCGACCUGAAUGGUGACGGAUGGCAGGACAUUGUCGUGGGAGCCCCUCACUUCUACAUGAAGAGCAAAGACAUUGGUGGAGCUGUUUAUGUUUAUAUAAACAAAGCAGGACACUGGGACAAUGUCACUCCAACCCGCCUAGAUGGAACCAAGGAUUCAAUGUUCGGGCUGGCAGUGGAAAACAUUGGAGACGUAAAUAAGGACUCAUUUAAUGAUUUUGCAGCCGGAGCUCCACAGGAUGAUGAGGGGGCAGGAAAAGUCUACGUUUAUCAUGGAUCUGCACAAGGAAUUAAAACGAGCCCUGCACAGAUUCUCUCAGGUAAAGAGCACCGCAUGCAAUUCUUUGGAUUUUCCCUGGCAGGAAACAUGGACCUGGAUGGUAACUUAUAUCCAGACCUGGCUGUAGGAUCUCUGUCAGAUUCAGCUUUAAUUUACAGAGCAAGGCCGGUUGUGAAAAUUAUGAAAAAUGUUACAGUAUCUCCAGAGGAAAUUGACCCGCGUUUUGUUUGUAAAAACAAUGUCUGCUUCACUGUGAGUGUAUGCUUCAGCUACAAAACUCCUACAUCCUACAACCAGCGGCUCAGUAUCCGUUAUUCUAUAGAUUUAGAUGUAGAUCGCAGGAAACAAGGACUGAACUCCAGAGCGAUAUUUUUGAAAAAGUCUCAUAGUGAAUCAGACAUCCAGUUCACUGACACGUUAGAGCUCAGGGGUCGAGGGAAAAAAAGCUGUACCUUCCUAAAUGUCACGCUAAAGGACAAUAUUAAAGACAAGAUGCGCGACAUUGUCAUCGAAGCUUCUGCAGAACUUGAUCAAGUAGAACAAAGUAAAUUACAAAAUGACCUUCCUGACUUAAAGCCAAUUAUAGACGCCACCCAGCCAAGCAAAGCUGUUGCAAAGGUAAUCUUUGUGAAGCAGGGAUGUAAAUCUAAUAUUUGUAAAAGCAACCUGAAAAUGGACUACAGUCUGCACUUCAAAGAAAUCAACCAGGAUCGUUACUUCCCACUAAAAAAAAGUCCACAGAAUGUCCUUGAGUUCGUCCGGUCAUACGAGAAGAAGGACUUGGCCUUGGAGGUGACUGUGACUAAUAAAAAGGCUGACGACGCCUACGAGGCAAAGCUCAUGGCAAAGUUCCCAGACUCCCUGUCCUACUCUGGUGUUCGAGUUACAACUCCAAACAAGCAUAUCAUCUGUGUUGCCAACCAUAAUGGAUCUGAAGCCGAGUGUGAGCUGGGAAACCCAUUUAAGACAAACUCAAAGGUGACCUUCCACAUCAUCAUCGGUACAACGCGUCUAACUCUCGACACCACUGAGAUUGAGAUUGACCUGCAGCUCCAAACGACCAGUUUUCAAGAUAUCCCACCUGUAAAAGUUAGGUGUAAAGUGAUAACUGAAUUCCCUUUGACACUGAGUGGUGAAGCCAAACCCGAUCAGAUUUCCUUUGGAGGUGCUGUAAAAGCAGAAACUGCAAUGAAAAGAGAAGAAGACAUUGGGAGCUUGGUUAACUUUACCUUUAGGAUUACCAACUUGUGGAGUUCCUUAGUCCCUCCUUGGAGUGCUUCUCUACACAUCCAAUGGCCCAAAAACAAUAAAGAUGGGAAAUGGCUUCUUUACCUGGUGAAGGUCACAUCCUAUGGACCUGAGAACAUCAUCUGCUCUCCUGAUUCUGAAAUCCACCCCCUUAAACACGUCUGGGCGAGCUCUCGUUCUCGGGAAAAACGGGACAUUGCUGAGAAUGAAAAAGCAGUUGGUCGCAAAAUGGCUUUGCUUUCAAGAAAUAGCAAAGUUUUGUCCUGUGAAAGGGAAAACAAAUGUGUGGUGCUAAAGUGCCCCCUGCAGGGGAUUGAUGGUGCUACUGUUCAACUGAGAUCCCGUUUGUGGAACUCCACCUUUAUUGAGGACUAUGCUUCUUUUCCAACCACAGUUUUAGAAGUGAAAGCUUCAUUUGUGCUUAACUCUGAGAGUCAGAACAUUAUCCUGAGGUCUCCUACCCACACUGUCAGGGUCCUUGUGUCGCCGGACAGCGACGUGGCUCAGUUCGGGGUUCCCUGGUGGAUCAUUCUGAUAGCGGUUCUGGCAGGGAUCUUGAUUUUAGCCUUGAUGGUGUUUUUAUUAUGGAAGUGCGGUUUCUUCAAGAGACCAACUUUAGAACAAUACAAUGCUGCGUAUCAGAAGGCAGAGAUCCACCUUCAGGCCUCUGAAAAAGAAAAACUCACUGAUGAGGCCUGAUUCUCUCUCUGAUCAGCGGUGUGGGUUCUUCAAACGCUCCAAACAUGACGACAGCGUACCUCGCUACCACGCAGUGCGGAUAAAAAAGGAAACUCCAGGUUAUGACGAUGGAAAAUCUGAAGUGGAUGCUUUUGAAAAGAAGCAGUGGGUGACGACAUGGGUUGACAAUCAUGAUUAUUAGUUUUUAUUUCUUUACCUGGGAUUCUGUAAAUAAUGAUGAAUUUGAGCCACUGAUGUAUAAUGUGCUUUUUAAAAAUUAAGGUUCAAGACAAUAGAUUUACAUGCUGUAUUAUUUUUUUCAAUAUUGUAUAUAUUUAAAUGUUUCUGCACAUUUUAUAUUUAUUUUUUUUAUAUGAAAGCAGCCUUGCAAUCAAAGCUUUGUGGAACAAGUUUACUGCUGUUUCUGGAGUUGUACUGUCCUUAUGUGAGGAGAAGGUACAGCUAGCUCACUUUCUCCAACUUGGAUUUUUUAACUGUAUAAGUUUAGUUUGGGACUGUUUCGACACAAGUUGUUCCUUUUCUAAAACAUCUAAGGUACAGUAUCAGGUUAAGAAUAUAAAUAAUAUAAGCAUGGUUUAUGUAACUGGGCCUCACACUGUUGAGAUGUUCAGGUAACAUCCACUGGACCGUAGAUCAUCACUGAGGCGUUUCUUUUUGUUUCACGCGAGGAAUGCAAAAGGAAGAUGUAAAAAGUCAAACAAUGUAAAUUUUUGUUUGUCGAAUGAACAAAAAACUAAAAUAAAAACAAAGAUUUUUUUU
Cyprinodon variegatus (sheepshead minnow) is the source of this 4003-nucleotide messenger RNA. It is a transcript of the gene itga6a, whose product is annotated as integrin alpha-6-like. NCBI's taxonomy places the organism in Eukaryota, Metazoa, Chordata, Actinopteri, Cyprinodontiformes, Cyprinodontidae. Gene Ontology annotation, cellular component: integrin complex; external side of plasma membrane. Gene Ontology annotation, molecular function: integrin binding. The record is from RefSeq and is a predicted model, not a curated record. Gene Ontology annotation, biological process: leukocyte migration; cell-cell adhesion; cell adhesion mediated by integrin. Bases 71 to 3244 code for a protein of 1057 amino acids. The transcript has 26 exons.